Messenger RNA from Caenorhabditis angaria, 847 nucleotides. NCBI's taxonomy places the organism in Eukaryota, Metazoa, Nematoda, Chromadorea, Rhabditida, Rhabditidae. The record is from the annotation of a GenBank genome assembly.
AUGGAUAAUUGGAGACGAAAAUCGGCUCAAACUGUUUCAACAACAAGAGAUCCAAGUGCUGAAUUAUUUAUUGUAGUAGUAGUUCUCGUUUGGUUGCUCAUUUUGUUGUUUCCACGACAAACAACGAAUCAAGAAAUGCAAUUAAUCACCAUUUUAUUCUUCCUCAUGGCAUUUUGCUCGUAAGUUUUCUUAUUUUUGAAACAUUCAUGAAAUUUGGAGCAUUUUUGAACUGAAAUAUGGCUAAAACAUAGUUUUUUCAUAAUAUGAGCAAUGUUUAGAGUCGAAAAUAGCAAUUUUUAAAAUGAAUCUAUAAUCUGAGCAAUGCCUGAAACUCACAAUUUUUGCUCAAAAAUAAAACAUUUUAUUAUCGAAAAUCUCAUCGGUACCACGCGCUCCACCGAAAUAAACACGCAACGCAGACCGCGUCGCGCCACAACACACACAAAAAAGGGAGGGAAUUUGAAUCGUUAUCUUAUCUGUGUGUGUUGUGGCGCGGCGCGGUCUGCGUUGCGUGUUUAUUUCGGUGGAGCGCGUGGUACCGAUGAGAUUUUCGAUAAUACGGUUAAAUUGGAAUUUCCGCAAAAAACCCAACGAAGGCUCAAAAAAUCGAGGCAUUGCUCAUAUUACUCGAAAAAUCCAUUUUCGCGCUGAAAAUAUGAGAUUUACACUCAAAAAAUCGCAAAUUUUAAGCAAAAUCUCAAAAUUUUGCAGAAAUCCUCGAAAUACCCGACAAAUGUCUCGUCGUCAACUCGAUCUCGUUGAGGAAAUAAUUUCUCUUAUGAUAAUGAUUGUACAAAUGCUUCUGAUUGAAAGAAAUCAGCAACAAACACUUGCUAUUGAACAAUAA